Molecule: messenger RNA, 2333 nt
Organism: Benincasa hispida (wax gourd)
Lineage: Eukaryota; Viridiplantae; Streptophyta; Magnoliopsida; Cucurbitales; Cucurbitaceae
Source: RefSeq, a predicted model, not a curated record
AUAAACUUAUAAGUCUCCCAUGAUGUUUACUAUAACAUAAUGAAUGAUGUAAAUUGACAUACAUACGAACGUUUAAGGUUUAAAUUGAUACAAUUAGAAGUUUAAGGUUUAAAUUGAUGCAACCUUGAAAUUUGGGAAAAUUUUGUACGUGCGACACCUUUUCAUAGGUCAACUAAGAUUUGGCCCAAGGUUAAAAACGAAUGAAAAAUGACAUUCUAUUGCCAUCAACCACAUGUGGAAGUACUCAUUUAACUCCAAAAUGUGCACGAUGGCCUGACACUUCUCGUUCCUUCCUCUUGCACCCCAUUCCUUCAUCUUGCUCCUCAUCAAAUACUACUACAAUUUUUUUCCUUCGUUCUUCUUUCUCACUCCUUGGUCUUAAUAUCACUUCUUAGUUUCGCUCUCACUUUUAUCUCUCACUCGAUCUUUCAUACUCGUUUCCUCCUCUCGUUUCUUGGUCUCACUUUGAUUCACAUUCUAUUUCCAUCUUUGAUUCUAGAGAGAGGGAGGCAGAUUGGAAUUUUUUUAAAAAAAUUGCAUAUUUGGAAGCACGAAACAAGCCACGGAAAAAAAAAGAAGAAGAAUCUAAAGAAGGCAAGAAUCACGAACACACUUCAAUUUGGUCCAUUUAGUAAUUUCACUCAAUUAUGACGUAAGUAAAAAACCAACAAAAACCUUUGUUUUCAAAACGUCUCUCUUGGGGCUAUUCAUAAAAAAAAAAAAAAAAAAAAAAAAAAAAAAAAGGUGUAAAUUGAUAUUUCUCCUAAAAUAUUAUAAAUACUUUUAUAUAUUAGAUGUUAUUGGUUUCAAUGGUAAAAUGUUGAUAGAAACACGUUUACGCAUAAAGAACAAAACUUUUUAAAUCGGCGGCCAGUUUGAUUUUUUCUUUUAAACAAAAUUAAUUCAAUAAUUUAAUUAAAUUAAAUGGUAUGUUUGCAUUUGCAGGCUUGUGAGGCCAAAUAUGAAGACUUGAAGAAGCGUUUCGUUGGAUGCAAGGCUUGGUAUGAGGAGCUUCGACGGCAACGAAUCAUGGAACUAAGACAAGCCCUAGAGCAUUCUGAAGACUCAAUAGGGUCAUUGGAAUCAAAACUUGAAGCUCUUAAGUCUAGGAGUGGAUCAGACAAGUCUCUAGUCAAUGCCUCUACCAGAUCAGAAUCUUGGGGAGCUGUUCAGAAACCAACCAAUGAGCUAUCUGCCGGUAGCUUCACACAGGAAAACACGACGUGCAGUUCAAUCGAAUGCCAGCCGGCUCCGCUGUCGACCGAAGAGACGGAGAUUAAACCAGAACCAUCAGAGUCUCUUGAACGGGGAAAAGCCUCAAGGAUUGGGAAGUUGGGAGGGGUAUUGUAUGAAAGCCAAGGAGGAACAGUAAGGAAGAGAUCAAGAGGGAAGAGAAAGAGGAAGGAUUGUAAUAGGGAAGUUAAGGAAGGAAGUAGUGGGGAAAAUAACUUGUCCGAUUCAGUUAACCCUUCAACUGUUUCACAGUCUAAAGAAAACUCAUGUUGCAACUCAUUUGAGGCUCGUGAAUCUUCUGAUGCAAAUGAAGCAAGCAGAAGCUCAACCAUGGAUGGAGUUGAUGUUCUAAUGGCUGCUUUUAACUCUGUUGCAGAGAACAAAACUGCCACCGUAUUUCGUCGUCGCCUUGAUAGUCAGAGGAGAGGUAGAUACAAGAAACUAAUCCGGCAACAUUUGGAUAUUGAAACAAUAAGAUCAAGAGUUGCAAGUCAUUACACAACGACAAAAAAGGAGCUGUACAGAGAUCUGUUGUUGCUUGCUAACAAUGCCAUCGUCUUCUACUCGCCGAAUUCCCGGGAGCACCAGUCUGCAGUGCUGCUCAGAAGCCUAAUUUCAAGUACAUUUCAAAAACUAAUGAAGAGCUCUAGCAAUAUGGUAGCUCACAGCCCUCACAACCAGAGAACACAAACCUGUGAUCUGAUGGCAAAACCUCGUCGUUCACAGCCUGCUAAACGUAAUGUACCUCAGAAAGAAGUCAAUCCAGGAGAUGUUAAAACCCCAAAUGGAAGAAGAAGAAAUAAUGCUAAUCCCCAUUCCUCAAUGGAGUUGGCAAAGAAAGAAACUUCGACUUCUAGGGUAAAGAAAGGCCCUGGUGGGACGAGAAAGGCUGUUGGUGGGAUGUCGAAAAGCGGGCAAUCUGCAACUGCUGUUAAGGGAAGGAAAAGAGGGAGAACAAAGUAAAUGGUAAAAAGUUCUCUCAGGCUAGAACUUGUAAGUUGUAAACCAGGUAGGUUAAGGCUUUAAGGAUGUGUUUGGCUUUAGAAAGAUUGCAAAGAUGAUUAUUUUUUUAUUUGUUUCAAAAUACAAUCCGUCCUAAA